UUUAUCUCACACUCUUAGAUUCAAUUUUGAAUUCAAACUGCCUAGAAGUACUGAGACUGAGCAACACAAUUUCGUAGGAAAGCAAUAUGAGCUGUUACGUUAAAAUCAUGGCGUUGUUGGUUAUUCUUUAUAUAACUGCUGUGUGUAUUGACAGUGCGCCUUUGACAGAUGGGAAUGGUACAAAUGCUGGUGAUUUAAACGGCAAGAAAUUAAUGGAGAUAGGAAUAGCGCUAAAAUUACCAAAAUUACAAAUGAUAGGAAAAACAAUUGACAAUAUUGAAAAGGAAGUUGAGAAAAUCUGCGACCUUCAUCCUUGUUCAGAAUGGACGGAGUGGUUCGGUUGCACGGCUCGAGUUGGUCAGUUCGGUUCAAAGUUCAGGACACGGCGGUGCAGUGUGAAUAUGACAAGUUGUGAGAUAGACUCAAAUAGCCGAACAGAGAAAGAGUUUGGAAUUUGUAUUGGGCAUUGUCCUGAUGGGUAUAAUAUCACAAAGAACGGGUUUUGUAUGAAGUUGUAUGCUGACAAAGGAGUGAAACAAGAUGCUGCAGAGCAGCAGUGUCAGAAAGAUGGUGGUCAUCUGGUAAAUAUCGACUCGGAAAUGAAAUAUGAAGAUGUAAGUAGUCUUCUUACAGGCUUCAGUAUUGGUACAUUUAUCUGGAUAGACGGACAUCGUAAAGAUGCAAGGUCUCCCUGGGAGUACACAUAUGGAUCUCAAAGAGGAUUCUUCAAGUGGCACUCGGGUCAGCCAAGCAACACAUCGGGAGAACUUUGUUUGGUUACUGCUUUGUACAGUAACGGAGUUAAGUGGCAUGAUAAUUCAUGUACAAGUUUAUAUUUUUCAAUUUGUGAAAUCUAAGUAAGACGACGUAUCUUC
Messenger RNA from Ruditapes philippinarum (Manila clam), 875 nucleotides. RefSeq lists its product as uncharacterized. Gene Ontology annotation, molecular function: signaling receptor activity. NCBI's taxonomy places the organism in Eukaryota, Metazoa, Mollusca, Bivalvia, Venerida, Veneridae. Bases 87 to 857 code for a protein of 256 amino acids. The record is from RefSeq and is a predicted model, not a curated record. The transcript has a single exon.